Lactuca sativa (garden lettuce) is the source of this 720-nucleotide messenger RNA. Its product is annotated as putative serine/threonine-protein kinase PBL23. Gene Ontology annotation, biological process: protein autophosphorylation. Gene Ontology annotation, molecular function: ATP binding; transmembrane receptor protein tyrosine kinase activity. Gene Ontology annotation, cellular component: plasmodesma; plasma membrane. The record is from RefSeq and is a predicted model, not a curated record. Lineage: Eukaryota; Viridiplantae; Streptophyta; Magnoliopsida; Asterales; Asteraceae.
AUGUCUUUCAUGGAGGAGUUUGAUCACCUCAAAAUUGUGCUGAAGGAUAUAAUAUCAGCCACCGACAAUUUCAGUUACCACAAGCGAAUCGGACGUGGUGGGUUUGGAGUUGUGUACAAAGGAGAACUGGAAGGAAAAAUGAUGGCUGCUUUUAAGUGCUUAGAUGGAAGUAUUGGGCAAUGGAAUAUUGAGUUUUGGAAAGAGGUGAUGAUGCUUUCCAAAUACAGACAUGAAAAUCUGCCCAUUGAGACUGAUACGCGACAAAGAGUUGUUCAUCAAGACUUUAAAAGUUCAAACAUCCUUCUGGAUGAGAACUGGACUGCUAAGGUCUCUAAUUUUGGCAUGUCAAAAACACAUCUUUUGUCAAAUGUUGUUGGUACACCUGGGUAUUGCGAUCCAUUGGCUAUUGAAACGGGCUUCCUCUCCGAAGAAUCGGACGUGUACUCUUUUGGAGUGGUGUUGUUUGAACUGUCGCUUAUCAAUGAUUCUAUAAAACGACCAAGGAUGGCUGAAAUAGUGAAAGAACUUGAGUUUGCAAUUGAGCAACUAGAGGAUUUCAAUGAUCUCGGAAAGAAAUAUUUGGACUUCGAAGAAAUGAAAUGGAUUUCAGAUCUUGCGGUAGUUCCCCUAACUUACAAUUCUCAAAGUCAAUUUUACAGGCUUUUCUUGAAAGGAUUCCCCAUUGCUGAUGGAAAAACCGCGGAGGAUAUCAAUGAAUGA